AUGGUGCUGGUGGAAGAGAUUGUGGAUGAGCCACAGGCAGAGGCUACCUCGGGCUACCCGGGCGCAACUACCUCCUCCAGCUUGAGCCGAGGCUUUCUCGAGAAGGCCAAGGACAAGCCCUUGUAUGGCCCAGAGGGAUCUUCAGAGGGGAAGGUCGACCCCAACACGCACAAGGCGCAUACCGAGCACAAGCUCAACCAGGACCUGAAUGCCGGCAUGAACCGUGGUGCUGCCGAGAACAAUGGCAUUGAGCGACCUCCCUGGUACACGAAGGAGUGGCCCAAGGACUGCCAAUACAACUCGCCUGGAUGUACGCUGGACGACAUGGAAACGUCCAACCACAAGUCGGAUAUUCACAAGGACAUGGUGAGGGGUUCUUCGCGUUGGCACGAUGCCCUUGCGCCAGGCGUUCAGUCCAUGAGAUUCAGCUUUCUGCAGGCAACUGACGAGGACCUGGCUGAAGUCAUCGAGAAGCUGAAAGACAAUGAGGAUGUAACAGAGCUUGACCUGUCACACAACCACAUCAAGGAUGCCGGCAUACAGGCCUUGGUUGCAGCCCUGUCGGGCGGCGCAGCUCCAAAGCUUCGAGAACUCAGAGUGUACAGGCCACUGCUACUGCUCCACCAGCUGCCUAAGGUUCUGGAGCAGCUGGGCCUUUCGAUGAAGGAAGAUCUGAUCCUUCAGAACAUCUGGGAUGCCAUCUUGGAGGGUAAGGACGUGUCUGUCUGCUGCCCGACAGACGCCUGGUCCGAAGCCGCAGUGUUGCCUGCGUUGGUUCGAUGCAAGGAGCAGGACCUGGAUGGCCUCGGCACGUGCACGACCCUGGUACUGGCCGCAAGCCCCGAGAGCGAGGGAUGUCGCAACAUCAUCGGCUGGAGCAAGGUACUUGGAAACAAUGACGGGACGAGCUCCUCACUUCUUAGGCUGCUGGCGCCAACGAGUGUGCUGAAUGAUCUUGGCUUGCCAGGCCAAGACCGUCAAGACCGUCAGAUCAUCUUAGUGGUCCUGCACUCCAAGGAGGAGGACGUGGACACCUUGCGGGAGAGCUUGCAAUUGCUAUCUCCGCCAGCGCAGGUGGUGUUGGUGGUGAAUGAAUGGAACGAUGGCCUGAGGCAGCUUGCCAAGGAGGUGCUAGACGAUCCCGUUGAUGUGAUGAUCCAGCCUGGCAUCAUCCAGAGGAAGCUGAUGCAGCUGCCCUUGCUUCGUACAUGGCCAACAUCAUCUGUCGCUCACAGGACAGGGAACUGCGUGCAGCCGUGCGUGCGAUGCUGCCGAAGGUACGCAAGCGCAAGGCAGGCUGCGAAGAUCGGAACGGUAUUGAGACUGGAGGUGCAGAUGCUGCUGACGAGCAGGAGGAAUCGCCGGAAUCGCUGGAAAACAGUGGAUGUGCGCACUUGCAGUGUUGAGUUGGCGGUCCACGGCCGGCCUGCCGACGAAGAGUCAGGACAGGGAAUGGCGUCAUCGCUCUUUAGCGUUUCGACCGUCUUCGUGGUCUGCGUAUGGGUUGCCAGUGCUGGCCACCUUGACCAACUUCCCCUCGCGUCUCUUGCGCCUGCGCCUUUCCGAGUCGAGCUCCAUGUGCACUUAGAUGGUUCGAUGGACUUCGAGACGCUCCUGGCAAUUUGCAAAGCCAGAGGGGCUGAAUUGCCUGGCAUCGGCAUGCCGAACAGCACGCAUGAUAUCCAGAGAUUCAUGAACACAUUCAGCGGAUGGCACCGCUUUGAUGCGGUUAACAGUAUCAUCGGUGGCAGUGAGUCCUCCAUUAAGAUGGCUGCGGAGGCCUUUGUUAAGUUCCAAGCCCAGUCGGGCGUUGUUUAUACCGAAGUUCGCUAUGACCCAGUACGCCUGGCCAGAAGCAGCCUGGACAACUCCUCCAUAGCAGAGGAGCAGGCAGUCAAAGCGGUUCAAGAUGGUUUGGCGGCUGGAUCCGCCAAACAUGGCGUAGUUGCGUAUCAGAUUCUUUGUGCGAUGAGAGGGGCAAGCUCUCAGCAAUGCUUCCAAACUGCAGAGCUCGCAGCACGAAGUCGUAGCAGGAGCAUGGGUGCCAUCGGCGGCGUUGUUGGCUUGGACCUUGCUGGCGACGAGACUGAUUUUCCAAAUCGGGCGUACAUUGAUUGCUUCAAACAUGCAAAGACGCUGGGGCUGAACAUUACAGUGCAUGCCGGAGAGUUUAACCAGACAAUGGGCAAUGACGUCCAUACCGCCAUCUUUGACAUGGGCGCCGAUCGGAUUGGCCAUGGAUAUGCAGCCGCUUUCGACAAAGACCUCCUUCGAGCACUCAAGGAGCGAAAGGUGCAUGUGGAAGCUUGCCCCAAGAGUGCCUUGUUGCACGGGGCCUGGGCGUUGCAUGCAAUACACAGCUUUAGACAGUACGGCCUUAACUUCGGGCUCAACACAGAUGAUCCCGCAGGUUCGUUCUCAAACACCAGUGCUGCUCAAGAUGAAGCGAUUGUCAUGCAAGAGCUUGCGUUCUCGGCCGAAGAUGUGCGCCUGUCUUACGCCGACGCAUACAACGCUCGCUUUGGUGAUGUGAAGGUGCAGAUGUCCGGUAUCACCAUGACCAUGAAGGUUCCCUGCUUGAUUUUUGCCCUCGAAUGGUUCUUGACCUUGCAAGUCGUGAUUCAGCCGGAUCCAGAGUGCUGGGUAGAGGAGUUCAACGAGAACUUCUGCUGCGGUGACCGCUGGGGUCUCACUGGAAAUCCUGCAUGCUGGAAUGAGGAGUUCACCUACCUUCGCUGUUGUGGCAUCGACAAGUUUCCGCGGAGGCCGGACGAUGACAGCAAGUGGGAGGCAACUGCAGCAGGAAUUUCAAUCGAGGAUGGCAGCGAGUACGACUUCAUAGUUGUGGGUGCCGGCUCAGCCGGCAGUGCUGUGGCGUCUCGUCUGGCUGCAGCAGACACCGUCGAUGGAGAGCCGUGGCGUGUUCUCAUCCUCGAGGCUGGUUCCUGGAGUGUGUCCGAGGAGAUUGCGGAUCCCGACCGCAGUGCACAAAAGAAGGAAUCUUGGUGGCCGGCGCUGGAGGUCAAUUGGAGCGUCGGAAGGGAGGGAAGGACCUGGACCUACGCUACUGGCAGAGGAGUCGGAGGGACGGCCAGCGUAAACUCCAUGAUCUACACGCGAGGAUCCAUCUUCGAGUACGAGGCCUUCGGAUGGUCUGUCGACGAGGUCCUCAGUGCCUUCAAGAGCCUGGAGGCACCUAUGGAGGCGCCUGGCUUCAGACCAGACCCAUAUUACCAUCGGCCACUAAUUACAGGUGCACUCGAUGAUCCAGGCGAUUUGCCAGGCAGCCACCUGACCCUGGUGUCGGCCUUGCCCGAGGAGCUUCCUCCGCUCUUCAGGAACCUCAUCGCAGCCUUCGAGCGCAUUCAUGUGCCCUUCAGGGUGGACCCCCACGGCAACGCCACGAACCACGGCAUUGGCGGGAUGUGGCGAUCCAUGGGCUGUGGGCACCCAAAGUGUCAGCCCACGCGGAUAUCACGAGUGACAGCAGCUCGUGGGAGACCUCGAUCAACCACGUACAAAGACUUGGCAGCUCCCUUUCACCGCUCGCCCUCGCACAGGCUGGAGACGCUGACCCACGCAUUUGCAGAACGCAUCAUCUUUGAUGGCACGAAGGCUGUUGGUGUGGAAAUUUCAGUGACAUCGGAUGAUGCACCACAGGUAGUUCAGCGUCGCAUGCGAAUUCGGGCCAAAGAAGAGGUCAUCAUCGCGGCCGGCGUGCUCGCCACCCCGAAGCUGCUGACCUUGUCGGGCGUGGCCGAGCCCAAGGAGCUUGCUCGCCUGGGUAUACCAGUCAUCGCAAGCUCACCCUCUGUCAGCCGGCACUUCCAUGAGCACGUCGGCUUGUCCAUUGUAGCUCACACCAAUGUCCCGUGUCCAGAGGGCUAUCACCUGAGUGAAGAUGGAAAGACUACCACACAUCUGGGAAACACGGACCAGUUCAUCGGACAACUGUACGCGUUCCUGAAUGCCACUGACAAUCGACCGGGUGAGCCAGGUCCUGUAGAUGCGGAGGUUAUGCUGCUGGAGGGAUGUCUUGAAGGCCAUCUUUCAUUGACCUUUACGAUCAUCCUGCUCCAAGCACGUACCCGUGGAAGGCUGGUCGUACAGUCUCGACACCCCAUGGCCUCGCCACAUCUCGAUUACAAGCCACUGAGCAACAGUGACGACAUUCAGGUCAUCGCGAACACCAUUCGGCUGCUGUACCAGGGUGUCUUCGCCUCAGAGCAGAUGGCUCCCUUCGAGCUAGGCAUCAGUCCUGGCAUGGAGGUGGUAGGGGAUUUCCAGAAGCUGGCGCAGUGGAUCCGGGCCAACAUCUACUACUACUCCCAUCCCACGGGGACCGUGCAUUCGUGGGCAUGUCGUCUCACGCGCCUGCUGCUCUUCCGGCAGGUGACCCCCUCCUACACGGAGGCAGGACAGCUCGACCUUGUGACUUUCAUCACUGGACUGCUUUGCCCAUACAAGGUCCUCUUCGCUGACACUCAGUACGCUCUGCUGGGUGCUGAUCCAGAUGCAUCUGAGAUGGAUCUACGGCAAUGCUUCCUGCGCAAAGCUGUGGAAGUCCAUCCGACCACGCUCAGGCUGCAAAGAUCUGCCGAUAGCGAGGCCUUCUGCAAGGUUGCGGCUGCCUGGACCGAGCUCCGAGAUCUAGGUUCAAGGUGGAGAUAUGACAUGGAGUUGCAAGUUGGUCGCGGACGUGUGUCAGAUGGGAGCCACAGGGCACCCCCCAUGGACCUUGAAAAGGCCUUGGGAAUCUUUGCCUUCGAGACGUGGGUCUGCGAAAAGAGCGCCAAUCAAGCAGCACAAGACUUCGCCCCCGUCCUGGAGCGCGCGCACCAGCUUGUUGAUGAGCAGGGGGACGCGAAGAGAGUCAUGCUUCCGGACAGUCAGGUGACGCCAACAACGGUAGCUUGCGGAAUGGCUGUGUCGGCUGGGCUGCUGGCGGCCGGCUGCGUUGCCAGUGCGGCAGGGUAUCCCUCACUAGGCUCCUGCGUGCGCAAGGGUGCUCUCUUCCAGGGUGCCAGUCAGGCAGUUAGCGGUUACAACGCUUUGCAGAGUGAUGACUUCCAGGCAGCUUGUGCGCGUGUCUCGCAAAGUGCCUCGAAGCUCGGUGCAUCCUGCACCGACGACCCUUUCGCAACUCUAUUCGGUGGGAUGUCGUGCCUCCCACAUAGGCGAUCUCGAGCCUGUCUCUUCCAGGAAGCGGAUGGCAGCGACAGCGAAGACCUCCCUGAUUCCGAUGAAGAGGAUGCACGCGUGAUUCUCCCUGGAGAUACAGUUCGGGUGGUGGCCCUCGAGGGCACCACUGGUCGCCUGGGUCAAGUUCUGAAGGCUCCUGCGCAAGCAGGUGGCAGCUUUCAGGUUCAACUGCUCUCGCCUCCCAUAAGGCUUGAUGCCUCAGUUUCAACGCAAAGCAGCGAAAGGCUCAUCAGCGUCAAGAAGGAGAACCUCCAACUUGCAAAUGAGAGCGCCUGUCCGCGAAGCGGCUCUGAGCCUGUUCUAUCCACAGCAGAGUUUCUGUGA
Molecule: messenger RNA, 5526 nt
Organism: Symbiodinium natans
Lineage: Eukaryota; Dinophyceae; Suessiales; Symbiodiniaceae
Source: the annotation of a GenBank genome assembly